UUUAUGAAGACACAGCUAUGUGUUUUGUAUGGUCUUUCGAGCGCUCAAAAACGAACGGGAAUUGAAUGUGUAAACUGUAAAACCAACUCCACAACACUAUGGAGGCGAAACGCUGCUGGACAACCGGUUUGCAAUGCAUGCGGCUUAUACCAUAAGCUUCAUAAUGUGGAAAGGCCAAUUUCAAUGAAAAAAGAAGGCAUACAGACACGUAACCGUAAAAUUAGUACCAAAUGUAAGAACAAAAAACGGAAUCCACAAGAACCACAAUUUUACGAUAUGAUAAAGCCGCAGCCGACACCAUACGGUGAUAUGAAAUUUCACAUUCCGACGGCGCAUGCUUAUAUCCCAGCAGCUACACAACCGGCAUAUUCGACGCCAUUUUUGUUUCAUGCUCAAUAA
Molecule: messenger RNA, 399 nt
Organism: Enterobius vermicularis (human pinworm)
Lineage: Eukaryota; Metazoa; Nematoda; Chromadorea; Rhabditida; Oxyuridae
Source: the annotation of a GenBank genome assembly